UAUCACUAGAUCCAGCACGAAACAAGUAUCAUGCACCAUCGGCUUAACUUGAUGAUCCUUCUUCGACAUUCGUAAAGCAGUUCAAACAACAUGGGUAAGCCUAGGGGUCUUCGCACUGCUCGCAAGCACGUUAAUCACAGACGUGAACAGCGAUGGAAUGAUAAGGACUACAAGAAGGCACACUUGGGAACCAGAUGGAAGGCCAACCCUUUUGGUGGUGCCUCUCAUGCGAAAGGCAUUGUUUUGGAAAAAGUAGGAGUAGAGGCUAAGCAGCCAAACUCUGCUAUCCGCAAAUGUGUCAGGGUGCAGUUGAUAAAGAAUGGCAAGAAAAUCACUGCUUUUGUACCAAGAGACGGUUGCCUCAACAAUAUUGAAGAAAACGAUGAAGUUCUGGUGGCAGGUUUCGGUCGUAAAGGUCAUGCCGUCGGUGAUAUACCAGGAGUACGGUUUAAGGUUGUGAAAGUAGCAAAUGUAUCCUUGCUGGCACUCUACAAGGAGAAGAAAGAAAGGCCCAGAUCUUAAAUCGUCAAUUUUCGAUGUAUUUAUAUUUUUAUGUAUAAAUUGUUUAAAA
Messenger RNA from Harpegnathos saltator (Jerdon's jumping ant), 571 nucleotides. Its product is annotated as 40S ribosomal protein S23. Gene Ontology annotation, cellular component: ribosome; small ribosomal subunit. The transcript has 3 exons. Bases 91 to 522 code for a protein of 143 amino acids. The record is from RefSeq and is a predicted model, not a curated record. Gene Ontology annotation, molecular function: structural constituent of ribosome. NCBI's taxonomy places the organism in Eukaryota, Metazoa, Arthropoda, Insecta, Hymenoptera, Formicidae. Gene Ontology annotation, biological process: translation.